Polyodon spathula (Mississippi paddlefish) is the source of this 1347-nucleotide messenger RNA. Its product is annotated as plasmolipin-like. Gene Ontology annotation, molecular function: structural constituent of myelin sheath. The record is from RefSeq and is a predicted model, not a curated record. The coding region runs from base 206 to 760 and encodes 184 amino acids. Gene Ontology annotation, cellular component: membrane. NCBI's taxonomy places the organism in Eukaryota, Metazoa, Chordata, Actinopteri, Acipenseriformes, Polyodontidae. Gene Ontology annotation, biological process: myelination. The transcript is spliced from 4 exons.
UUAACUCGGGUGAACGCCCUCAGCAGCUCAGCUAUUGUGUGCCGAGCACACCAGGGAGAGACACAUAUCCAUUUACUGGGCUGAGGAAAACAAUAAUGAACAGGAUCUGAAAGACAGCGAGGAAACCACAAGAAGGAGCUCAUCGUAAUUUUAAACUGGUUUAAAAGUUUUAAGGGUUUACAGCUCCAGUGCACUACCAGUCACCAUGGAUGAAUUUCCAGCUAAAGUCAGCACUGAAACCAGCUCGCAGCCAACCCAGUCCAGUUCUGGCUUCCGUGGGUUUUCAGUGGGACCCGUCAAAAUGGAUGUGUUGUUUAUUAGGACUAUUCCUGGGAUCCUGAUGAUCGUGGAAAUUGUUCUGGGUUUACUGGUGUGGGCUCUGAUUGCUGGUUCCACAUACAUAAACCAUGCAUUUGGAUGGGUGAUGUUUGUUAGCGUCACACUCUGGGUAAUAACAACCUGCCUGUUUGUGGUCUACUUCCUGGGUGUGCCCGAAAAAAUACAACUUGUUCCUUGGCCUAUUGCGAUGAUGAUCUUUAAUGUCAUUGCUACUGUCCUGUACAUCACUGCCUUCAUAACCAAUGCAGCAUCAGUCCCUGCAAACAUGGUUGCAUAUUACAACAACAAGGCAGCGGCAGCUUUCUUUGCAUGUCUGGUUAUGAUCGCCUACAUUGCAAGCUCCAUCUUCAGCUUCAUGGCGUUCCGAGGACAGGGCAGCAACGCAGCAACAAACCAAGCGACCGGAAACCUCCCAGCAUAGCCAAAUACAGCACACUACAAAAGCAGCAGGCAACACUAACGCAAUUUGUACAUACUUACAAACUUGUCAAUGUUUUUUGAGGUUAAACCAAGCUUGUGUUAUGGGCUUUGCGUUUGCAGAAUGUUAAAGGUGGCUGUCAUUUACUUUAAAAACAUGAUACUUAAUAUGCACCGCAUUAGAAACGAAUCAAUGAGAGAGCACUGUCAUUGUUACACUCUGCAGCUUCACGGUAGUUAUGCCUCUUGACUAGCUAGUCAAUUGCUUUGAUGGGUUCAUCCGUUUGUCAUUUUCCACCAUUGUGUGAGGUCAUGGCUUGGCUUGCAGUGGAUUAUCCUGUUCCAGUAAACAUGGCAACCUUUACGUGCCCUUUGCUUUGACUAUGGGCUCUCUAUCUCUCCAUCCUCAUGAUUAUGGAAGAGAGAUAACACUAAUUCACUAAUGGCUACCAACUUACACUUUGGUUCCACUUUAUAUAAAACAAGCCCAAUCCUUGGAACCAACAGAAUCAAUAAUAUAUUGUGAAUGGUCAACACACACAUGCAGUAAAUGAAUAAGCUCUGAUAAUUUCAUGACCGAUUUUCUAGGUA